CGCGUUCACGGCGCAAAUGUUGAAGUUAUUUAUAACUGGUUUUGUUUCUAAUUAUUUUUAUUCACAUUUUUCUAGUAAAAUAAUCAGCUAUUUCAGGUUUAAAAUAAUACAUUGUAAAUCUUCUAUAUUUUAACAUAACAAAAAAUAUAUCAGGAUUUCUAAAUCCAUUGACCUUUUAUAGACAGCUACAGUGUAAUAUUUCUGUCGCACAUUCUAAAACAAUCUAUAGAAAUGAAAACAAUACUUGUGUUAACUUGUCUACAAGGAUGUAAAGAAGCUUUUCAAACAGAUCCAGAGGUGUAUGCUGAAAACCGCCGGGCUCUGCACGCUGUCCAGGAUAUCCUUGUGAAGUCGGAGCACUACAGCGAGGCCCUGAAGAAAGACAAGCUUAAAUAUUUGACCGCUGACUCCCCCAAUGUGCUGAAUGAACUUGAUGAAGCAAAAGCAUAUGUUGUAGGAGGCCUCGUCGAUCACAAUCACCGCACGGUGUUGCACUUACGCACUGCAGGUUGUAAACAGAAGAGAGACUGGAAAGAGGCAUUUUUCACUGUCCUGCCUCAGAGGAAUGGGGCAGUUCCGGUAGGACAGGAAGACGGCACUCCCGAGGUAACAAAACCAGAGAAAGAAGAGACUGAUGGGGUACAAGAUUCAGAUAGCGACUCAGAAACUGGAGAGACAAUCGAGCAGAACACAGCUGUGCCAGACGAGCACAUACACAAAGACAAGAAAGACUUGAGUGCUGGAGACAAUUCAGACGAACCAGCUGAAGGAGGAAAUUCAACGUCACUCACCUGGAAAAGAACAAAAAGGCUUUAAAAUGUACUUUAAUGAAGCGUAGUGUUAGGUAUUGUGCUUGAAAUAAAUACUGUAAAAGGUCAGUGCUCCAAAAUCUAAACCAUGCCUGGUGCAAUUAAAUACAAGAUUGGGCCAUAGAAAUUGUGCGUUGUGCUACAAAGUUCACAGUUACAUUGUGUGAUCCAUGUGUGAUGUAAGUUUACAUUUGUUGCAUCAUGUUUGCCAUGCCCCCCCCCCAC
Molecule: messenger RNA, 1034 nt
Organism: Acipenser ruthenus (sterlet)
Lineage: Eukaryota; Metazoa; Chordata; Actinopteri; Acipenseriformes; Acipenseridae
Product: tRNA methyltransferase 10 homolog A-like
Exons: 4
Coding region: 232-816 (194 amino acids)
Biological process (GO): tRNA N1-guanine methylation
Cellular component (GO): nucleoplasm; nucleus; cytosol
Molecular function (GO): tRNA binding
Source: RefSeq, a predicted model, not a curated record